AUGCAGGGUGUUGACAAGGACCGCGUCAAGAAGGUUGUCUACGAGAUGAGCAAGGACAGCGCCCACUUCAAAAAUGAGCAGCGCAAGCAGGCGGCCGUCGACGAGAAGAUAGCGCGCCUCAGGCAGAGAGCGGCCGCCCUGGGCCCAGCAGAGCUGGCCGCCCACACUCGGGCUGUCGACGCGCGCGUGGCCGCGCUUGAGGCGCGGCGUGACCUUGGCCGCACCUGGCUGCACUGCGACAUGGACGCGUUCUACGCGGCUGUGGAGGAGAGGGAUGACCCCGGCCUCAGGGAGGUGCCCAUGGCGGUCGGCGGCACGGGCAUGAUCACCACCGCCAACUACAUGGCUCGCCCCUACGGGGUGCGCAGCGCCAUGCCCGGCUUUGUGGCCCUGAAGCUGUGCCCCCAGCUGGUGUUUGUCAAGCCAAACUUUGAGAAGUACACAGCGGCCAGCGAGGAGACACGCCGCGUGUUCAGGGUGUAUGACCCGGACUUCAGGGCAGGCAGCCUGGAUGAGGCGUACCUGGAUGUGACGGACUACUGCAGCCGCCACGGCGUCACCGGGGAGCAGGUGGCAGCUGAGCUGCGUGCGCGUGUGAGGGACGAGACCAGGGGCCUCACCUGCAGUGUGGGCGUCGCACCCAACCAGCUGCUCGCAAAGGUCGCGUCCGACAUCAACAAGCCCGAUGGCCAGUACGUCCUGGCCCCCUCCAGGGCCGCGGUGACGGCCUUCAUCAGCUCUCUGCCCAUACGGCGGGUGCCCGGGAUCGGCAAGGUCACGGAGCAGCUGGUGUCUGCCCUGGGUGCCACCACGUGUGGCGAGCUGUUUGAGCGCCGCGGCCUGGUGGCGGCGCUGUUCAGCCCCGUGGCCCUCGAAUUCUUCCUGGGGGUGUCACUGGGACUGGGCGCCACGCGGCACUCUGAGCUGCCGCCCGAGUCUGAGCCGCAGCGCAAGGGCAUCUCCUGUGAGAGGACCUUCAAGGCGGUCUCGGACCCCAAAACACUGCAUGAGACGGUGGGCGCGGUGUGGGGUUGGGAAGAGGGCGUUGGUGGUGGACCUGGAUAG
This is a messenger RNA of Monoraphidium neglectum, 1065 nucleotides long. Its product is annotated as DNA polymerase kappa subunit. The transcript is spliced from 11 exons. Gene Ontology annotation, molecular function: DNA-directed DNA polymerase activity. Gene Ontology annotation, biological process: error-prone translesion synthesis. Gene Ontology annotation, cellular component: nucleus. The coding region runs from base 1 to 1065 and encodes 354 amino acids. Lineage: Eukaryota; Viridiplantae; Chlorophyta; Chlorophyceae; Sphaeropleales; Selenastraceae. The record is from RefSeq and is a predicted model, not a curated record.